GGAAGGUAAUACUAUACCGUCUCAAUCUUCGCUUUCCACACUGUUCUAUCCAACCAAAUCAACCUCUGUUCAAAUCGAUACAAAAUCUGUAUUUUGAUUCGACAAAUUUAUCCAAUUCCUUAAACCUUAACCUUCAUCUUUUCACACAGUCACGUAGUUAAAUUAAGCAGUAAUUUAGAAGCUCUGAAGUAAGAUGACCGAGAAUUCCGACGAGGCCAAGGACAUAGAUAAGCUCUACGAGUACGGGGCACGCCUCAAUGAAGCCAAGGAUAAGACUCAGCAUGUGGAGGAUUACGAGAAUAUAAUAAAGGCGGCAACCAGUACCAGCAUUAAAGCUAGGCAAUUAGCUGCUCAACUGAUCCCCAGGUUCUUCAAGUUUUUCCCAAGUCUUUCGGUCAGUGCUGUAGAUGCCCAUCUUGAUUUAUGUGAAGCUGAAGAACUCGGGGUUUGCGUGCAAGCAAUUCGUGGACUUCCUCUUUUCUGCAAAGAUACACCUGAACAUCUUUCUAAGAUUGUUGAUAUUCUUGCCCAGCUCCUCACUGCUGAGGAGAAUGUUGAGCGCGAUGCAGUACAUAAGGCUCUUUUAUCCUUAUUGAGGCAGGAUGUUAAAGCUUCUUUGACAGCCUUAUUUAAGCACAUUGAGAGUGUUGAUGAGCAGAUGACUGAUGAGAAUCUUCGAGAGAGAACCUUAAGUUUUAUCAGAGACAAGGUAUUCCCUCUUAAAACUGAGUUGCUGAAGCCACCAGAGCUAAUGGAAAGACACAUGACUGAUUUGAUUAAAAAGAGUCUACAAGAUGUGACGGGAGCAGAAUUUAAGAUGUUUAUGGAUUUCUUAAAAAGUUUAAGCAUAUUUGGAGAAAAAGCUCCUCCUGAGCGUGUUCAAGAGCUCAUUGAGAUCAUUGAAGGCCAAGCGGAUCUUGAUGCUCAGUUCGAUGUUUCAGAUGGGGAUCACAUUGCUAGGUUAAUAGCAUGCUUGUUUAUGGCUAUCCCAUUUUUUGAGAGGGGUGCAUCCAAUGGCAAGUUUCUUAAUUACUUGAACAAGCACAUUUUUCCUGUUUUUGACAAGCUUCCUGAAGAAUGGAAAGUUGACCUGCUCAAGGAUCUUGCUGAGAGUUCACCUUACACCACACCUCAGGAUUCAAGACAAAUCCUUCCCUCUGUUGUUCAGCUUUUGAAGAAAUACAUGCCUAUAAGAAAAACAGGAGAAGAGAUGAACUUCACUUAUGUCGAGUGCUUAUUGUAUACAUUCCACCAUUUAGCUUACAAGGCACCCAAUGCCACCAACAGCUUGUGUGGUUACAAGAUUGUGACUGGCCAACCUUCUGAUAGGCUUGGGGAGGACUUCUCAGAGUAUCAUAAAGAAUUCAUAGAACGCUUAAAUUGUGUGGAAGAGCUAGCUAGGGCUACCAUGAAGAAAUUAACUCAAGGAAUGGCUGAUCACAACAAAGCAUUGAUGGCUGCUACUUCUGAGGAAGCAAAGGCCAGCAUAAAGACACAGAAGCAGAAUACCACAACUGGGUUGCGUACUUGUAACAACAUAUUGGCUAUGACACAGCCACUGCAUUCAAAAUCACCAUCAUUUAUUGGUGACAAGAGAAUUGACUUAUCUUGGAAAGAAACUAAGAAACUUUCUCCUUCAUCAAACACUCCUGCAGCCAGAGGUAAACGCCCUGCUGGUACAACGAAUGGCUCUAGCAACAAUGCCGUGAAAAAGGGACGUGGUGAUGGUGGAAUUCAGAACCAGUAUGCUAAUAGGCCAUUUGAAGGUUCAGCAUAUGGGGGUAGAAGUGGAUUAAGAGGCAGGGGCAGGGGCAGAGGCAGGGGCAGGGGCAGGGGCAGGGGUCGAGGUGGAGGUGGACGAGGUAGGGGACGGGGCUAUUACUAGCUACAGUUCUUUCCUUGUGACAUAUUUCUUGCACUUUCUAAUGGUUAUACACUAGUUGACAGAAAAUAAUUAGUUAGUGUGUUUGGAUUGAGAUGAUUUGAGAUAAAAUGAUUUGCUUCACAAAUUUUAA
This is a messenger RNA of Coffea eugenioides, 2015 nucleotides long. Its product is annotated as apoptosis inhibitor 5-like protein API5. Gene Ontology annotation, molecular function: mRNA binding. Gene Ontology annotation, cellular component: nucleus. Bases 194 to 1885 code for a protein of 563 amino acids. The transcript is spliced from 16 exons. The record is from RefSeq and is a predicted model, not a curated record. Lineage: Eukaryota; Viridiplantae; Streptophyta; Magnoliopsida; Gentianales; Rubiaceae. Gene Ontology annotation, biological process: regulation of programmed cell death.